AACGAAUGUUCCGUGAGACCCAAGCGAUUGAGCGUUGUGAGAAAUGGUUCGACUUAUGCACCCUUUAAUUCAUCCAUGCGCUCGCUAUCGUCUUCGCUAGCCCGUGAACGAAGGGAAUCUCCUAUCUCUUACGCGAAUGCAUUAACGGUAAUUAAAGCCCUCUAACAUUCUUGUGGAUUUCCUCUAUUUCCUGUUUCGUAAACAUGAAUGCGAGCAUACGUACAUACAUCUUUUAAUUAAUCUUGACACCCUCAACCACGUACAUCCGACAACAAUUCACAUUUCAGGUUUUCUUUUCUCUCUUCCACAAUAUAAAUCUCUCCCCCCUUUUCAUCACCCCCACGACAAAAACAAUCACCUUCUUUUAUUUAUUCUCUCUCAACGACAAGUCUACACAAAAAAUGCGUUUUACAGCUUUUGCCUUGAUGGCAACGGCAUUAAGUGUCGCUUUGCCAGCCACUCAAGCACACAUUGGACCCGGUGUUCCAAGUAAAAUUCAAAUUCGUAAUACGGAUAUGAACACAGUUCGUGCUGUACGUAGAAUGGAACAUUCUCAUGAUCAUCACAGACCAAUUCACAGAAGAGCAAAAGCAGCUAAAGAUGAAGCAAGUGAAGCACAAAUCGAAACUCCAACAGAAGAAUGCAAACCAUAUGGUCUUUCAGCUGUGAACGAUAUGGUAAAAGAUUUCCCUACCGCUUGGGACGUUGCCGAUAUCUUACCCCAUGAUACACAAGCAAUGGCCAUCAUGCAAGCUAUCAACGCUUCAGGUCUCGUUCCAACUGAUAUCCAAGCCCGUGGUCAACAGCCUGCCUCAUUGAUGGGAACAGGUACAGAAACUGGUUACAACUCUAACACCGAUCCAGCUUGCUACUGGACAGCAACAGGUUGCACAACUCCAAAAGCAAAAGGUGUCUUGCCCGAUAUCAUCUCAUGUGCAGAACCACAUACCUGGGGCUAUACCCUAGAUGACGGACCAAACUGCACGCACAACGCUCUUUAUGAUUUCUGGAAGACCCAAAACCAAAAAGUAUCAUUGAUGUACAUCGGAUCAAACGUUAUGGACUGGCCAUUGCAAGCUCAACGCGGUUUGGCUGACGGUCAUCACAUUUGCGUUCACACAUGGUCACACAAAUACAUGACUGCUUUGACAAGUAACCAAGCUUUCGCUGAAUUGUAUUACACCAUGCAAGCCAUCAAAAAGAUUAUGGGUAUCACACCAACUUGCUGGCGUCCACCAUACGGAGAUGUUGACGACCGUAUUCGUGCAAUCGCUCAAUCUUUGGGUUUGAGAACAUACGUUUGGGACCAUGAUACAGAUGACUGGGAAGUUGCACCAGAAGGUCCUAAGCCAACCGCAACCGUUCAAGCAAACUACGACAGUAUCAUCUCAUUGGGUUCCGCUCCUGCCGCAGAAACAGGAGGUAUCGUUGUCUUGCAACACGAAUUGACAAACGGAACAAUGGAAUUAGUCAAGGAGAACUACCCAAAGAUGAAAUCUGCUUUCCCAAACAUUGUCCCUUUGACAGCUUGUUUGAACCUCACUCAUCCUUACGUUGAAGAUAUCAUUUACCCAAAUUUCGCUGAAUAUGUUGGCGGUAACGUGAUGCCUUCAGGUUUACCCACAACGUUCACGGUUCAAGCAGACGCCGUUGCCACUCCUCAAGGUACAUUGAAGAGUAUGGGCAGUUUAAUGGCAACUGCUCCCGCUGGUGGUCCAGACAAUGCAGGCGUUGUCAGUUCUUCCUCUGCUGCUGCAGGUCCAAGCUCAUCAAACGGAUCGCCAGACAAUUUGAGUAACAAGAAAUCCGCUGCUUCUCCUUCAACAGUUAUCGCUCCAUUUGCUGUUGUGAUUGCUGGUUUGACAGCAGGUGCUUUCAUGCUCUUGAACAACAAUUAAAUAUUUCAAUAGACCCUUAUAGCACGAAUCCUCUCUCCCCCUACCGCUUAAAAGCACGACGG
Meira miltonrushii is the source of this 1960-nucleotide messenger RNA. Its product is annotated as glycoside hydrolase/deacetylase. Gene Ontology annotation, biological process: carbohydrate metabolic process. Gene Ontology annotation, cellular component: membrane. The transcript has a single exon. The record is from RefSeq and is a predicted model, not a curated record. Lineage: Eukaryota; Fungi; Basidiomycota; Exobasidiomycetes; Exobasidiales; Brachybasidiaceae. Gene Ontology annotation, molecular function: chitin deacetylase activity. The coding region runs from base 402 to 1898 and encodes 498 amino acids.